AUGGCAAAGACCCGCUUGGGUCUGAUACCGACAGUACCCUUCGACGACGUAAUUGACGGAAAAGGUCAAGGACUCAACAUCCUUCUGGAGUAUGUCGGCAAAUUGAUUAUGCACUAUAUUGACGCGUCCGUCCUAACCCGUCCUAGUGGCCCACCCGGCGUCGGAAAGACAUUUACGGUUAAAGCAACCUCGGAAUAUUUCAAGCUGCCUCUCUACUCGAUAUCCGCAGGCGAGCUUAUUGUCGACCACGGAGAUUCCAAUGCGCUUGAGCAACAACUUGAAACUAUAUUCAAGAUUGCUAAACACUUCAAAGCUGUGCUCCUCUUGGAUAAGGCAGAUGCCUUCAUGGAGCAGCGUACAUCUUACCACGAUACUCAUAACCGCCUGGUGACCGUUUUUCUCCGAAAGCUGGAAUACUACCAAGGAAUCCUUUUCUUGACUUCGAAUCGGGGUAUUCAUUUUGACGAUGCAAUCCUCAGUCGGAUCCAUUUGAUCAUUAAGUAUAAAGGCUUGAGCAGGGAUUUUCGCAGGGGUCUCUGGUCCACUUUUCUGACUAGGGCACGUACAGUGCAAGGACCUGCCAUGAUCGAGGAGCACGAACUCCGACGAUUGGAGUCUUUAGAUCUCAACGGAAGAGAGAUCAAGAACAUCGCAGCAAUUGCACAUGCUCUCGCCGAAGCGAAUACCAGCCAAGUGAGUUACAAAUACCUAGAGUUAGCCGCAGAAUCGCGUCAAAAAUUUUCGAAGGAGUUCGGCAGGCAGGGAAUGUAUAUCUAG
This is a messenger RNA of Penicillium psychrosexuale, 777 nucleotides long. RefSeq lists its product as uncharacterized. Lineage: Eukaryota; Fungi; Ascomycota; Eurotiomycetes; Eurotiales; Aspergillaceae. The transcript is spliced from 3 exons. The coding region runs from base 1 to 777 and encodes 258 amino acids. The record is from RefSeq and is a predicted model, not a curated record. Gene Ontology annotation, molecular function: ATP binding; ATP hydrolysis activity.